Molecule: messenger RNA, 1227 nt
Organism: Aegilops tauschii subsp. strangulata
Lineage: Eukaryota; Viridiplantae; Streptophyta; Magnoliopsida; Poales; Poaceae
Product: F-box protein At3g07870-like
Molecular function (GO): protein binding
Source: RefSeq, a predicted model, not a curated record
AUGAUCACGGUGGCUGUACGUAAUAGAAGUCCACAAAUCGGGGAAACAUACCAGAAGCUCGAUUCAUCGGCGGCAGGGUUCAAGGCGAUGGUGUACGCCGUGCCCACGGACGUCUUGGCCGACAUCCUGGCGCGGCUGCCCACCAACGCCCGCCGUCGUGUCCGCCUCGUCUGCCGCCUCUGGCGCAACCUAGUCGACGAGUGGGCGCCGGUGGACAUGCGGAGGCGCGACAAGAUCCUCGUCGUGGAGAGCUGGGGCUUCAGGGAGGUUGUCCACGUCCUGUCGCCGGAGGGUAGCCGUGCGGAGCUGUGGCGCGAGCUCGACGUCGCCACGGCCUGCCUCUACCGACGCAUGAACGUGGUUGGCACCUGCAACGGCAUCGUUUGCCUCUGCGAUGACAGGGAGCCAGGCGGCGCCAUCACGCUGGUUAACCCGUCGACAGGCGAGGAGCUCUGCCUCCCGCGGUUGCCGACGACGAGCUCUUCCGUGGAGUUGCGUCUGAGCUUAGUCCGCAAAAGCUGGCACCUGCAAUACGCCUUCGCACGCCACCCGGAGACGGGGCGGUACACGGUUGUGCAUGUCCCAUGGAGCUACGAGCGGUUCUGGGAGCCCGGCAUGGUGCACGUGUUCACUCUGGGGGAGGCGUUGUGGCGGGACGUGCACGCCGGCCCCGACGCAAAGUGCAGCCCCGGCCUCUCCAGCCUCGCCAUCAUCGACGCCACGCUUUACUGGCUCACGGAGGACACCGACGGGAAAAUCAGGUCGUUCGACCUGGACCACGACCGCGUCACAUGCAUCGGGCCUCUGCCCGUCCCAGCGAAAUCGUCCUGCUGCCGCCUGGCGAAGGUGCACGGGAUGCUGGGCGUCGCGGUCGACGGUGACGGCGGCUCGACGGCGGUGUGGGUGCUGGAGAUGGACGAGAGGUGGACUCUCUGGUUCCUCAUGGAGGCGCACGGGCCGCGCCAGCUAGCGAUGCCGCACUUCGCGCAUGGCGACUGCAUCCUGACACAGGGACGCCGGAAUGAAAACUAUUAUUUGCACCGGCACAAGACGCAGACCGGCGCGGGGCAGGUCCUUCAGAUAGGGCAGAAGGACGGAGAGGAGGUGACUCGUCUCGAGCACGAUAUCUACCGAACGUUCGCCUAUGUCGAGACCAAGGAGCAGCUCAGUGUUUACAGCGCAGCUCUGGUGACCCAGCGCCGUAGAAAUCAGUGUACUAUUGUAUGA